AUGGCAUCACUACGCCGUUUCAGCCUCGUCUUCUACGUCCCACCCGCCAGCGCCUCCGCAUGCAAAGCCGCAAUUUUCAAAGCCGGCGCGGGCCGCUAUCCCGGUCCUGGCGGGUACACUGAGUGCGCGUGGCAGACGUCGGGGAUUGGACAGUUUAGGCCGGGAGAUGCGGCGAAUCCGGCUAUUGGCAAGGUUGGGGAGUUGGAGGAGACGCCGGAGGUUAGGGUUGAGACGUUGAUUGUUGGGGAGGAGACGGUGCGGAAGGCUGUUGCGGCGUUGAAAGAGUGA
Molecule: messenger RNA, 288 nt
Organism: Fusarium tjaetaba
Lineage: Eukaryota; Fungi; Ascomycota; Sordariomycetes; Hypocreales; Nectriaceae
Product: structural toxin
Exons: 1
Coding region: 1-288 (95 amino acids)
Source: RefSeq, a predicted model, not a curated record